Solanum pennellii is the source of this 2112-nucleotide messenger RNA. Its product is annotated as non-functional pseudokinase ZED1-like. Gene Ontology annotation, cellular component: plasma membrane. The record is from RefSeq and is a predicted model, not a curated record. Gene Ontology annotation, molecular function: ATP binding; protein serine/threonine kinase activity. Gene Ontology annotation, biological process: cell surface receptor signaling pathway; protein phosphorylation. The transcript has a single exon. Lineage: Eukaryota; Viridiplantae; Streptophyta; Magnoliopsida; Solanales; Solanaceae. The coding region runs from base 777 to 1937 and encodes 386 amino acids.
UAUAAUUUGCUUCAAUUGUAUAUAUAUAGCGAAUUAUAUAUAUAUAUAUAUGUGUGUGUGUGUGUUUGCUAUGGAGCGUAUUGUGUGAACUUUAUUAUAUCAUACAAAUAUAAAUUUUAUAUUUGCUAUUGAUAUAGGUGAAGAUUGUUCUUUUUCUUAUUUUUUCUUAUAUUGUCAAAAAUAGAUAAGCAAUUAAAAAUAACUAAAAAUAAAAAUAAACAAGUAAUAAAAGAAGAGAGUAAAAAGAUAAAAUAGGAGAUGUUGAGGUUUGUGUUUCAUUGGCUUUACCCAAAAGUGGGGCACUGAGUCAAUCCAUAACAUAAAUAAAUAAUACUCCUUCUGUCCAAGUUAUUCAUUAUUGAGCGCAACUUUUAAAAGAAACAAAAAAUAAUAGAGUAAUUUAUAAAAUUAUCCUUUGAUUUUAUUAAAUUUGAUGUAUUGAGAAGUGUGUUAGAUGAGUACUAGUAAUAUUUAAGUUAAAAUAGAUAAAAUAUAAGUUUAUAUGUUGAUUCUGUAAAUUGAACAAGUAUGAUUGGACUAACACAAUUAUUAAAAGAAAAGUCAACUUCCUAACCUAAACAAACAUUUCCAUUAAUUAAUGUGUUCUAUUGGGAAAACUUGACAAACAACUACAAUGAAAGUGCUUGGAAAUUCUUAAAGAGAGCCCAAUCAAGUCGGCAUUAUUUUUUGUGGAAUUGAAUGCACAAAUUAAGAUCAGCAGCUUCCAACUUGUUCAUAGAUUCCACUACUAUAGCUUCUAGUUACUUGUAAAUUAGAUGGUGAUGCCUUUCUUCAGGGUACUCGCAGCGAAAAAUCCUCUUUCCUCUGCCUCUGCUGUGAGGCGGAAGAAAGAGCAUGAUUGUUAUUUAAAGAAUGGAAGUGCGGUGCUUGAGGAGUUUCUUGCUUUAUGCGAUGGAAAUUGCAGAAUUCCCAUCCGUUACUUCUCUGCCGUUGAGAUCAACAACGCAAUAAAACACUCUAAAACCAUAAUAUUGGACCGUGCCGAUGUGUAUGUGGUUACGGGCUUGCUGGACAAUCGCCCUGUAUUUGUUAGAUUCAAUGCAUGGGAAUGCAACAAUAUACACCGAGAUAUAGCGAUUACUGCUCAAAUGAGUCAUCUCAAGAAUGUGUUGAGACUUGUCGGUUGCUGUCUAGAAUUAGAACAGUCAGUUAUGGUGUAUGAAUACGUUGAAGCUAUAUCUCUUUGCGAUCUACUUUACAAAAAAAGUAAUCCUGAUGAUCAAACUAGAAAAUCACUGUGUUGGGGAAACCGGUUACGAGUUGCGCGUGAUGUUGCUUCUGCAGUUCUUUUCCUCCAUACUGAAUUUACUACGCCAAUCAUCCACAGGAAUAUAAAGCCAUCUAAUGUGAUAAUAGAUGAGAAGAGCGGUGUUGCCAAAAUAGUGGACUUCUCACUCUCCAUAUCAUUGCCUCCAGGGGAAUUGGAGCUACAAGAUGAAUGGGUGCGUGGAACAAUUGGGUAUAUAGCACCAGAAUAUCAGCAGCAGGGUAUUAUUACUCAAAAAACUGAUGUCUACAGCUUUGGGGUUCUUCUCUUUCAGCUAUUAACUGGAAAGGACGUGUACGGUAUAUCGAAUAGAGUGGAUUCUACAAAUUUAGGGAAGAGGAUAAAUUUUGAAGAAGCAGCUGAAUCCAACAUUGCAGAGGGUAGUUCUGUGGAUUCGACAUAUUCAACUGAGACCAUAGAUUUUAUAAAUAUUGCAACCGAUCCUUAUAUUGAAGAGGAUAGUGUAAUUGAUAUAACGGAUCCUAUCAUUUUAGAAGAACAUGGAAUUGAGAUUCAACAACAGUUGGAAGACUACUUGGAUCUUGUUAAAAAAUGCACAGCUGACAAGGCAGAUGAUAGACCCUACAUGAUUCAUGUCGCAAGGGAAUUGUGUCGAAUGGAAAAGUCUUUUCGCUCUUGGUCAAAAUGAAAUGUUUAGAGGUUCCAAUUUCAAGGAAAUUCAGUUUGUUUGUACCCUCAUAUUUAUGUUGAAUAAAAAAUGAUAUCUGCAGAUAAUGAAAUUGUUAAAUUAUGAAAAAACUCACAGACUGUGCAAGUCUGCACUUGAAUUUCUGUUGAUUUUUUUAUGUACAUGAUUUAAGCAA